This is a messenger RNA of Magallana angulata, 2039 nucleotides long. RefSeq lists its product as uncharacterized. The coding region runs from base 238 to 1557 and encodes 439 amino acids. NCBI's taxonomy places the organism in Eukaryota, Metazoa, Mollusca, Bivalvia, Ostreida, Ostreidae. The record is from RefSeq and is a predicted model, not a curated record. The transcript has 7 exons.
GACCUUCUCGGCGAGAACGUUAAUGUGACGUGUGCUCAGGUCCCUCCCAUUUGGUUUGAUGGAAACCAGAGGGCAUGUUAUGAUCCCCCAACAUCUUAAUACGUUGGAUUAUAACUGCUUCUAUCUGAAACAUUUGUUGACUGUUACGUAUUGGGGAGCGCGCACAACGUAAAUAAAGUUGUACGCUGGAAUGCUUCGGCAUUUCUCGAUCGGAGGAGGCUGGGAUAAAUGUAAAUAAUGGACAUCACUUGUGAUACUAUAUUAUUUCUUCUGCUCAAUUACCUAUUCCUUGCUCUUACUAGGGCUCAGACACUGAACAUCCUGGCAUUUGAGUACACUCGGAAUUUACAGGAGAUUCCCAACAUGGAGCUGGACAUCGGGCAGUGCGCACAUUACGUGGAGGAGAUCAGUCCAGGAGUCCCCGUGGUCAGGCAAUGCUUUCUGCCGAAAGUCCAAGGACAAAAGCUCGACUCUGCCAAGAACUACGUAUUGAACGAUACACAGAACAUUGAAGUUAAGUCGGCCAGCGACAUCUUUACUUAUGUCGGGCUGUGCGACUCGACAGUCGUCUCUGAACUAGGACUGCUUCACAAAGGGGAGUGUGUGGCAAUUGAAAUCGCAAGCAUGCUUUCAUUCAAUAAAAAGACAUACAUCCGGGCGUAUGUGGAGUAUUACCGACAUAAAGUGGACAUUCUGGAGCUAGAAAACGAUUUUACCGCCUUACUGACGGCGGGUAACGAGAGAGAACUCUACUUAAAGAACCGUAGCAUAGGGACCAUGGAGGUUGUCCUGGUCGAGAUGAAAUUCCACAAGAAAAAGAAGGCGGCUCUGUUAAAGAAAUCACGAUACCAGAGUCUAUCAAUGAGGGAUUGGUUUUCCCAUGCUAAAGCAGUGGCCGGAGAACCGGCCAAUACUAAGAUCGUUCGACUUUCGACAGCCAAACGUGUUAUGGAAGUCAAGAAGUACAAGACUGGUCAGUUGAGGGCUAUAGAGGGCGCGCUGAUGCGAUACGAGGCUGAGAUUCUGGAAACCAGGACGGAGAUUGAACGGGGGUACACGGAGCCCCAUCUGAACUACGCCUUCAAACCGUACCAAACUCAAGCUAAUAUGCGAUCCACAUCAGACCGUAUUUUCUGGGAACAAGCCUCUCUUGUUGAAAUCGACAUCAACAAAUCCAAGAUCCGCCACAAAGCAUUGGACCGAAAAUGUAAGCGUAAUUUUCUGCCGAGCUGUAAACUGAUGAAACCCGUCAAGAAAAAUAUCCGAAGACUGAAGAGGAAAUUUGAUAAAGAACGACGAAUAUGGAGCUCACUCAGUGACAUGCGUAAACGUCAGUUAGUGGAGACAACUCGUAAACAAAUCGACAGCUUUCUACAGGAGCAGACGAAAAUGAAUGGUCAAUUCAAACAAUGGCGAAAACAACAAAAAGCUCUAAAGAAGGCAGAGAGACUCAGACAAAAGAAACUCCGCAAGAAACAGAAGAAAAAGAACUCAAAGAAAGCAAAUGACACAACUAUGAAAGCAAUAUAUUUUCUAGCUUCAACACCACCAUACUGAAUGACGUGUAGCCAUAGUAUUGGAGAAAAUCUGAAUAUAGCAACGGUCAUCUAUUAAACUUCACACGUCCAUUGCAGUGCUUGUACACGUCUGAAAGUGUACGUAAGUGUCGAGACUUCGAGGCUGAAGUGGUACUUAAAACAAUUCAUAUGACAGCUCAGCAAGAAAUAUGAAAAGAAAUGUGCCUUCUGAGGAUUUACAAUAGACUUGUUCUUGCUGUCAAAGCCUUGAAGGCGACAUGUUCUCACGGAAACGUGACUCCUUUGAUUCAUUAGCGAACGUGAUGUGGAACUGUCAUUUUAACUCUUGAUUUGAGUUUCAUUUCUAGGAUGUAUUAUUCACCGAGAUUGUUAUUUUCUGAUUCCCAAAAAAUAUCUCAUUGUUAGUCCUCUUUUUUGAACUGUACAUAGAAUAAUACUGAAAACUUAAGAAAUUGAUAACAUUACUGGUAAAGUAAAAAUGAUUAUUACAAGUUUUAAAUU